Molecule: messenger RNA, 639 nt
Organism: Saccharomycodes ludwigii
Lineage: Eukaryota; Fungi; Ascomycota; Saccharomycetes; Saccharomycodales; Saccharomycodaceae
Gene: RIP1
Product: ubiquinol--cytochrome-c reductase catalytic subunit RIP1
Exons: 1
Coding region: 1-639 (212 amino acids)
Biological process (GO): mitochondrial electron transport, ubiquinol to cytochrome c
Cellular component (GO): membrane
Molecular function (GO): 2 iron, 2 sulfur cluster binding; quinol-cytochrome-c reductase activity
Source: RefSeq, a predicted model, not a curated record
AUGUUGGGUUUAAGAUCUUCUUUGAGAACUAGUUUAUUAAAAAACAGCAGCAGAUUGAUUUCCUCUUCUGCUAUUGCUGCCAAAUCUACCUAUAGAACUCCUGAUUUCGGUGAUUAUCUUAAGAAAGAUGGUGAUGCUGACAAAUCCAGAAGUUAUGCCUACUUUGUUGUCGGCUCUUUAGGUUUAUUAUCUUCCGCAGGUGCUAAAUCUACUGUCGAAACUUUUGUCACUUCCAUGACAGCCACUUCUGACGUUUUGGCUAUGGCUAAGGUCGAGGUUAACUUAGCUGUUAUCCCAGAAGGUAAAAAUGUUGUUGUUAAAUGGCAAGGUAAACCAGUUUUUAUUAGACACAGAACUCCCCACGAAAUCGAAGAAGCCAACGAUGUCGAUAUUUCCACUUUGAGAGAUCCACAAACUGAUGCUGAGAGAGUUAAAAAACCAGAAUGGUUAGUUAUGUUGGGUAUUUGUACUCACUUGGGGUGUGUUCCUAUUGGUGAAUCUGGUGAUUUCGGUGGUUGGUUUUGUCCAUGUCACGGUUCCCACUACGAUAUCUCGGGUAGAAUUAGAAAAGGUCCAGCCCCAUUGAACUUGGAAAUUCCAAACUAUGAAUUCGAUGGUACAAACUUAAUUGUUGGUUAA